AUGCUGGGCCGGCGGCGCGUCUUCGCCGUGGAGCCGCGCGGCGGCCGGGAUGGGGCUGGCCAGAGCUCGGCGCAGAGCUGUGUCGUGCCUGGAGUCACCAGCGCCUACCGCCGGAUCCCGGACGCCUCUCCCGCGUGCGCGGGGGGCUGCUGGGAGCCGGAUGGCGCGCUGAAGGGUGCCCUGGGGCAGAUGCCACUUCUCAAGCUGGCCUCCCGGGACUCAGGAGUGGAGAUGGCGGUUGGGGACAGCGCCCUGACCAGCGCGCCGGGCCUUUCUCAAGACUCUCUGGACUUUGAGCCUGUGGGGAGCCCUGAGCCCCUGGCCCUGCCCACGGAGCCCCCUGCCCACCUGGGCCGGCUCCUGGCCAGCCGCAAGCUAGAGCAGGUGCUGGAGCGCUCCAGCCAGCUCCCCACUCCGCCUGCCAGCUUGUCAGGACACCACCGCUCCCCGAAGCCGAGAAGGAAGCCUGAGUACGAAGUGCCCCUUUUUGGAGGAAGGGGCCGGGAGGCCAGCAAGGCAGAAACCGACCGAGGGGCAGGCCCGGAAGAAGCAGAGGUGGUGAGGGGCGUGGGGCCCGAAGCCUGGGCCUGCCUCCCGGGACAGGGCCUUCGCUACCUGGAACACCUGUGCCUGGUGCUAGAGCAGAUGGCGAGGCUCCAGCAGCUGCAGCUGCAGCUGCAGACCCAGAGGCCCCCUGGGGUGAGUGAGCCUGGUGGCAGCGGUGGGCACGGAGACCCUGCGGAGGAGGAGGAGUCGGCCCUGGCCCCGUCGCCUCCAUCCUCUCCUGCCCCCGGCAGCGGGCUGCUUGGGUCAUGGGAGCUGCUCAGCCGGACGAGGGAGACAGGUAUGGGGCAACCGUGUCUCCCUCCGCGUCCGGCCGGCCCAGGGCCCGAGGCAGGCCCCCCGAGCCCUGGGCUUGAGGGGUGUGUUCCUGUUCCGCGCUCUGGGUCAUCUGAUUCUCUCUCUGAAGGUGUAAAAAGAGCUUCACUCCCAAAGGUGUGGGUGCCCAGUACCCACCCCCCCGGGCUGUCAGAGGCCCCCACAGAGCCGGCUCCCACCGUUCCACCCUCCCAGAGUCACAAGCGGGAUCUCUCCCACUGGAACAAGGUCAAGGUCCUUCUCAAUCGGAUUCGCUGGAAGAGCCCUCAGUGCCCGGAGCCCGCCACGCCUCCCGCUGGCCCUGCUACCCGGAUUGGGUCAAGGGACCUUCCUGAAAGACCUUCAUGUCGCCCCCUCCGGAAGACCUUUAUGCCAUCGUUGGUGGUGAAGAAGCAACGAGCAAAAAACCUUUCUGUCUGCUGAGACCUCCAGGUGCAGGUGUGCCCCUGGGGGGAGGGGCGCGCAGUGAAGUCUUCUUUGCCCUUUGCCCUUUGCUGUUUUUGGGCACUGCCAGUGAAAGCUGCUGACGCUUGCCAUCCUCUCUGAGGCGAGGGCUGAGUCUUUCUCCUCUGAGCAGCCUGGCAGGGAGCCCUGGUGUGGCUGCCCCGGGGCACCUCGCUGGCUGCCGGAAGUCCCCGAGCCAGGACAACGUGAACGGCUCCAUCGGGCACCCCUGGAGCGUGCUUGGCGUGGUGAUGUUGGGGCCCAGUGUGCUGCAGGUGUGCGUGCGAAAUAACACACUGCACGUGUCUCUGCGAGACUGUCACUGUCAUGAACUGAGUGGAUCCUACCAGCUCUCCUGAAUCACACACUCAAAAAGUUGGGCUUCUAGGCGGGGUCGCUGCAGAAGGAUGGGACUGACCUUCACGCCUCAGUGGACAGUGGCUGAUCCUGGAGGCCGGCUUUCCUCCUCAUUCCUGCACGGGAGGCCCCGGCAGGGAGGGCACGGCCUCGGCUGUGUCCGCAUUGGGUCUUGCCCGGGGAGCAGAGCCCCUGAAGACCGCAGCAGGAGCGGGAGGGUUGGGAGACACGUGGGGACCAGCGGAGCAACCUGCAGGGUCUCUUCUUAGCUGCUUUGCUCCUUCCCAGCCUUUACACGUCAGAGCUGAGACCCAAGGCCCGUGCUGGCUCUCAGGCCUGGACAGAACCCCCUGAACUUGUCUGAGCCGGAGCUUCCCACUUCAUCUCCCGGGGGGUAUCCUGACGCCUGACCUACCUACCUCACCGGCUUGUUAUGAGAAUAAAAUGAGAUUG
This is a messenger RNA of Pteronotus mesoamericanus, 2133 nucleotides long. It is a transcript of the gene CUNH8orf58, whose product is annotated as chromosome unknown C8orf58 homolog. The transcript has 6 exons. Bases 1 to 1302 code for a protein of 433 amino acids. Lineage: Eukaryota; Metazoa; Chordata; Mammalia; Chiroptera; Mormoopidae. The record is from RefSeq and is a predicted model, not a curated record.